Messenger RNA from Striga asiatica, 975 nucleotides. NCBI's taxonomy places the organism in Eukaryota, Viridiplantae, Streptophyta, Magnoliopsida, Lamiales, Orobanchaceae. The record is from the annotation of a GenBank genome assembly.
AUGCAUGAUUAUGCAAGUUCAACUCACCCGAAACACAUCAUCAAAUGUGAUCUUUCCAUCUUCCACAAGUCGAGCUCCCGCGUAAAAGCUAGUGGCAUAGACAAGAAAAAGCAAGGCGAAAGAAAUGCCAAAACCCACUCCACUAACCAACCCUUGCCUGACCCCAUUCUUCAACGGCCCCUCACACUUGUUUUUGUACAUUUCCAUCACCUUCUCCUCCGCACAGAAGGAAGCCACUGUCCUUAUGCUCCCAACCGCAUCAUUCGCGAUCUGACUCGCCUCCUCAUACAUUGUCUUUGCAUCUGCACUGAAACCCUUCAUGAACUUGACCUGCACGAAACCACUCGCUCCUAUCAGGGGUACCAUCGCAAGAAUGAUGAGCGCCAGCUGCCAACUGGCUUCAAAAGCGAUUGCCAGCCCAACAGUUGCCGACGACAAAUCUUGAACCAUUUGCGCGAGCGAGUCCCCCACGAGAGCACGCACGCUGGCAGCAUCGGCAGACAGCCUGGCCCCAAUCACUCCGCUCGAGUGCUUCGCCUCGUCAAACCAUCCAACUUCCAUGUCCUCGCCGGGUACGCGACGAAUGACGCGACCCCGAGCACCAGAAACAUCAAAGCCCAAAACUUUGAAUCCCUGCGUAGCACAUGCGGCGUGUCGAAGAAUAUUUUGAUCACGCUUGAAAUCAGUAUUCCAAAAAUAGGCAUUAUCGCGCCAUUAAUAAUGGCGGCCAGAGUCCCCAAAAUCAGUACGGGUAUCUCAGGCUUAUUUAGGGCAGCGAGACGACGUAUAGGGACAGGCGGAGGCUUUUCCUCAAAUGUUUCGUAUUCAUCGCCUUCUUCCAAGUGGGGGUCAGCCAUGUUGUUAAGUGAGGUUGGCAGACCAAAUGACACCGAAAUUGAAUGGCGGCGGCUGCUGCUGCUACGUCCUAUGGAGGAUCCUCUGCUGAGGGAGCGCUUGAGCGACGACAUUCUUUGA